AUGUGUGCAUACACAUGCCCACAUUGAAAAUGGGGAUAUUUUUCUAAAAUAUGAAGGAAGGUUAACAAGGAAGGAGCCAAAUGGAGAUGACACAUAUGUGUUUGAAUUCCAUUUCAAGGGGGAAAAGUGUUGGUGUGAUGGAACUACGGAAGAUGGCAGUUUUGGAAGGCUUGUAAAUGACUCCUCCCACCCCAAUUGCAAAGUGCAGUGCUUUGAGGAGGAGGGUCUACCAAGCUUGUAUUUCGUUGCCCUCCGUGACAUUCUGCCAGGAGAAGAAGUUGUGUAUAAUUAUGGUGCAGGACCAUAUCCAUGGAGGAAAAAGAGAGGAAAAUGUACUCUACACAAGGAGUUCACUGUUCAGCUGGACGACUCAUACGCCGUAGAGAACACCGAGGCAACCUUCACCUGCAAGGUCAAUGAUGAUGAGGCCAAGGUCGUCUGGACACUUGACCACAAGCCUCUGCCUGAGUCUGACAAGUACAGGGUGGGACACGAUGGCGUGACACACACGCUCACUAUCGCAGGCCUUACAUCCACUGAUAAAUGUGAGGUCACAGCAACAUUUGGCGAUACGUCCACAUCAGCAAGACUUGUCGUUGAAGAUGUCUCCGCCGACUUCACAGCACCAUUGUCGGACGUGUCUGUAUUGGAGAGGUCCAAUGCAGAAUUCACAUUCGAGCUGUCCAAGCCUGUUGACAAAGUACGCUGGUUCUUGGACAACGUGGAACUACGACCAAACAAGCAAAUGGAAUUCGUAGAUGACGGAAAAACCCACAAACUUAUCAUUCGAGACGUUGAAGUUACCGAUGAGGGACAGAUAUCAGUGUUGGUUGGAGAUAAAAAAUCCAGCGCAGCACUGUUCGUACAGGAAUUGUCACCUGACUUUGUCAAGCCCCUGAGAGACGUCACCGUGAAAGAACGUGGCGUCGCUGAGUUCAUCACGGAAGUUAACAAAGAAGGAAUAACUGUAAAGUGGUUUGUUCAGAACAAGGAAAUCGAAGAAGACGAGAAGUACGAGAUAUACGCUGAAGGUCGCACUCACAGACUGGUAGUCAAGGACGCUGUGUUACCAGAUGCUGGAGAGAUCAUGGCCAGAGUGGAAGGCAAAACAUUGAAAGCCAACCUCACAGUUGAAGAUGGAGUUGAAGAUGUCAGUGACAAAUCUUUAUCUACAGAUAAUGCAAAGAUUGAUGAUGAUGAUAUGGUUGAGGACUCUGCGAGUGAUAUUUCGGAGGAAGUACCCUAUUUUCAAGCUUUACGUGGAGAUAGAUUGGAGAGGUCAUCCUCAGCUUUAAUGUCAAUUAGGAGGUCAUGGGUCAAUAAAAGGUCAAGGACGGAUUUCAAGAAAGAGGAGUCUGGUGUGACUGAACCUCGUCGAUUCAAGAGACGAAGAUUGGACAAAGUGGAAGAGUCCCAGAAUUAUGCUUUAGAGGACAAUUCUGAUACAGAGAUGGAUGUCUCAGAUAAUGAUCCAGACUACAAACCUGACUGUGAUGUGAGUUCUGACAGUGAUUCAAGGGAUACAGAGUUAGCGAUUCAUGACUCAUCUGAAGGUAAAGACAAACAAGCUGAAGAGCAGGUCCACCAUGUGUCAAGUUCUGUUCUCGAUACAAAACCAACUAUUGCAGUUGAACAAAGAAGAGAUGCCUUAGGAAAAGGGCAAAGAGACUGGUCAAGGAAACACACAUGUUUCAUAUGCGAUAAACGAGUGUGUGACAUUCCAAGGCAUGUUACUGCAAAACAUCCUAAAGAAGAACUUGUAAAAGAAGCUCUAUCUAAACCAUUGGGUUCAAAAGAAAGGAGAAAUAUUUGGAGAAUUAUUACAAACAAAGGUACAUUCAAGCAUAAUUCCAAAGUCAAAGACAUUGGUGGGGAACUUCAUGUUUUCAAACGAUCAAGUAGCUCCAGGAAAGCAGAGGAGUAUAAAGCUUGCCCUCAUUGUUAUGGUUAUUUUUUAAAAACCCAGUUGUGGAGACAUGGAAAAAAGUGUCAAGCAUCUGUUUUUCUUGGAAAAGAGAAAAAUGUUAUUCAGAGUUCCAUAUCGUCUAUAUCAACUGUGAUGCAGUCUGCUGCUUCUUCCACCAAAAUUGCUCAACAGCUGUUUGAGAUUUUCCUAGAUAAAAUGAGAAAGAAAGAUGAAGUUUUCAUUAUCGUGAAAAACGAUUUCCUUUUGAGUACUUAUGCAAAGUCUCUGCUUGAGGAGGGAAAAGAACAUAGUGAUACAUCGUGGACAGUAAGACUACUGGCCAAACUACUAAUCAGCAUAAGACAGGUCUCAAAUUGCGAAAGCUAUUCCUGGAUGGAAUUGAUAAAUACAGAACACUGGAAUGAGAUAAUUCAUGGUGUGAAAACAUUAAGUGAAUUUACAUUCUCUGAAAGUGGAAUCAUUGUUGAGAAGCCUAAUAUAGCUUUGAAGUGUGGCCAAGGUAUAAAAGGUCUUAUUGCUGCAGCGGAGGGCAUCGCUUUACGCCAGAAUGAUGAUGUUUUGCUGAAAAAGAUUGAGAAAAUGUUCAAAUUGUAUGAUGGAGAAUGGGCUAAGACUUCCAAACACUGCAACAAUAGCAUCAGAACAAAGAAAGAAGACCAAGUGGAGUUGUUGCCACUUACAAGUGACAUUACAAAACUGAAGGAAAAGACAGUGACUGAAAUAAAUAGGCUAAUUUCUGAAAUCAGUUUUGAGCCAACAUCAGGGCGGUAUUUGAUGCUAUCAAAACUCACUCUUUCAAGGCUAAUAACCUUUAAUGCUAGAAGAGGAGGAGAACCAAGUAAAUUAAGAAUAAAAAACUGGCAAAAUAUAUGUGAAGGAAGUUCCAUUUGUCAAGAAGAACUAGAUGCACUACCUAUUGAAGAGAGGAAGUUAGCAGAGAGACUGAAGCUUGGGUAUGUGAAAGGGAAAGGUGCAAGAAGCAAGAAAGUGCCCAUUAUAUUCCCUGAGGAGACAGUUGCUGCAAUUGACAUGUUAAUGCAGCAUAGAGAAUCCUUCAUCAUGAACAAAACUAACCCUUACAUAUUUGCUAGGCUCUACAAGAAUUCGUUAAAGUCACUUCGUGGUUCUGACUGUGUAAGAGAAGUUUGUGUGAUGGCAGAGCUUCAACAUGCAUCUUUAGUUACUGCUACACAGAUGCGAAAAUAUCUAGCUACAACUUUACAAUUGCUAGACAUGAAAGAAACAGAGCUCCGUUGGAUAACAGACCAUAUGGGUCACACUGUUGAUGUACAUAAGAAAUGGUACAGACUUUCAAACAGGGCUGUGGAGCUAACAAAAGUAGCCAGCAUUCUAUCAGCCACUGAGUCGGGUCAUCUUAAAAAGGCACACCAUGUACUGUUUGAUAAUGUGAGCAAAGAUGUUGAAAAAUCACAGAUCGAUGGACCAUAUGCUUGCACCCAGAAUGUCCAAAUGACGCAGCAGAUUGGCAGGAUCUCUAGUGAUGGGUCAGAGUCAUCCACCCUGCAACCCAAAGAAAAGAGGUUGUCUGAUGAAGAUGUUGGAAAAUCACAGAUCGAUGGACCACAUGCUUGCACCCAGAAUGUCCAAAUGACGCAGCAGAUUGGCAGGAUCUCUAGUGGUGGGUCAGAGUCAUCCACCCUGCAACCCAAAGAAAAGAGGUUGUCUGAUGAAGGAAAGAAAAAACAAGUGCAUGUGGCUUGGAGAGUUGAUGAAAAAAAAGCACUGUACAGUGCCUUCGGGCAAUAUUUAAAUGGCACAAGAGGUCUGCCUGGAAAAGGAGAGAUUUUUACAGCACAAACCAAAUUUAGUAUUCUCCAAAACAGAUCAUGGUUGAACAUAAAAUAUCAGUUGAAAAAUAUGCUAAAGAAAAAUAAGUGAAUUAUUCUUUGAGACCAUGAACAAUGUUAUGUUGUAUAUUAAUUGAUACUUUGAAAAGUGUUCUGUUGUGCAUUAAUUGAGACCUUGAACAGUGUUCAUUUGUGUAUUAAUUGAGACCUUGAACAGUGCUCAUUUGUGUAUUAAUUGAGACCUUGAACAGUGCUCAUUUGUGUAUUGAGACCUUGAACAGUGCUCAUUUGUGUAUUAAUUGAGACCUUGAACAGUGCUCAUUUGUGUAUUAAUUGAGACCUUGAACAGUGCUCAUUUGUGUAUUAAUUGAGACCUUGAACAGUGUUCAGUUGUGUAUUAAUUGAGACCUUGAACUGUGCUCAUUUGUGUAUUAAUUGAGACCUUGAACAGUGCUCAUUUGUGUAUUAAUUGAGACCUUGAACAGUGCUCAUUUGUGUAUUAAUUGAGACCUUGAACAGUGCUCAUUUGUGUAUUAAUUGAGACCUUGAACAGUGUUCAGUUGUGUAUUAAUUGAGACAUUGAACAGUGUUCAGUUGUGUAUUAAUUGAGACCUUGAACAGUGUUCAUUUGUGUAUUAAUUGAGACCUUGAACAGUGCUCAUUUGUGUAUUAAUUGAGACCUUGAACAGUGCUCAUUUGUGUAUUGAGACCUUGAACAGUGCUCAUUUGUGUAUUAAUUGAGACCUUGAACAGUGUUCAGUUGUGUAUUAAUUGAGACCUUGAACAGUGUUCAGUUGUGUAUUAAUUGAGACCUUGAACAGUGUUCAGUUGUGUAUUAAUUGAGACAUUGAACAGUGCUCAUUUGUGUAUUAAUUGAGACCUUGAACAGUGCUCAUUUGUGUAUUAAUUGAGACCUUGAACAGUGUUCAUUUGUGUAUUAAUUGAGACCUUGAACAGUGUUCAGUUGUGUAUUAAUUGAGACAUUGAACAGUGUUCAGUUGUGUAUUAAUUGAGACCUUGAACAGUGCUCAUUUGUGUAUUAAUUGAGACCUUGAACAGUGCUCAUUUGUGUAUUAAUUGAGACCUUGAACAGUGUUCAGUUGUGUAUUAAUUGAGACCUUGAACAGUGUUCAGUUGUGUAUUAAUUGAGACCUUGAACAGUGCUCAUUUGUGUAUUAAUUGAGACCUUGAACAGUGCUCAUUUGUGUAUUAAUUGAGACCUUGAACAGUGUUCAGUUGUGUAUUAAUUGAGACCUUGAACAGUGUUCAUUUGUGUAUUAAUUGAGACCUUGAACAGUGCUCAUUUGUGUAUUAAUUGAGACCUUGAACAGUGCUCAUUUGUGUAUUAAUUGAGACCUUGAACAGUGUUCAGUUGUGUAUUAAUUGAGACCUUGAACAGUGCUCAUUUGUGUAUUAAUUGAGACCUUGAACAGUGCUCAUUUGUGUAUUAAUUGAGACCUUGAACAGUGCUCAUUUGUGUAUUAAUUGAGAUGUUGAUCUUAGUUGUAAAACUUCUUUCUUGAACUUUUGCUGUUAGUCAUUUUUGUAACUAAGAUUUAGAUUAACCCUUUACCAAACGACAAAUCUUGAACUCUUCUAAAUUGGAAGAAGUUGCAGAUGACAAUUACAAUUGUAAAAUAAUGUAAAGAAAUUGCUUUUGCAGGUGAGAAAUCAUUGUGGGAUAAGGAGAAAGUGUGGGUCAAUUUGAGCAAUUUCUCCUUUUCUCACAAUUAUUUCUAGAUCCGUCUGCAACAAACUAGUAAAAUUUCGUCAUUGUUUGGUAAAGGGUUAGGAUUUUCAAAUUUGUGCUAAACACUAUAUUGUACCAUUAGAAACUAAUACUCUAUGCCCCCUUAUAAACAGGUCGUUAUAUCCCAAGAGGUCUAUAUACAAAGUAUGUGGGGACUAUAUUUGAUUCCAUCUGUUUGUCCAUUGUCUGUAGAUAAAAUUUUGUUUUUAAUUUUUCAAGGAUGGCAUUUUGACAGAAUUUAAUAAAAUGUUCAUAUUUAAAUGCAAUAAUGUACUGUGUGUCUUCCUGUUAUUUCAUUUUUGGAUUGAAAUUUAAUGGCCUACACUACAGGCAGCAACUUCAAGGGGCCAUAUUGGGGUAUUCAUCUCAUUAACUCAUUGGUUCCUGUUUCAAUUUGCAGCAAAGGACUUCAACAAGAAUUUUAUUAAAUGUCAGAUAAUUGUUUAGAACUGUUUUAUGUAUCAUUAGCCCUUGAACACUAAGGGACAAAAGGAGGAAUUGCUCACCAUGACCAAUUUCUCCUUAUUUUCCCCGUCGAAAUGAAAUUUCGGAAGGGAUAUUGUAAUAGUCUCCGUCUGUCUGUCUGUCCGUCCGUCCGAAACUUUGUCCAGAGCAUAUCUCAAAAACUAUAAGAGGUAUCAACACCAAACUUCAUAGGUAGAUAGAUAUCGAUGAGGAGAAGUGCAGUGUAAAAGAACCAUUACUCCCAUAUAAAAAAUGGGAGUUAUAGCCCUUUGUUAUCCCGGCCGAAAUGAAAUUUCGGAAGGGAAUAUAGUAAGUCUCCGUCCGUCCUUCUGUCAGAAACUUUGUCCAUAGCAUAACUCCAAAUCUAUUCAAUGGAUUAACUUUAAACUUAGAAUAUAAACAGAUGGCAACUAGGAGAAAUGCAGUGACCAAGAACCAUAACUCUAUCUACCUUAGUUUUUUAAUUAUUUCCCUUUAUAUAAUUUCAAAGUAAAUUUUUGUCCGGAGCAAAACUCUAAAUCAACUGAAGGGAUUUACUUGAAACUUGAAAUAUAAACAGAUGGCAAGUAGAAGUGCAGUGACUAAGAACCAUAACAGUAUCUACCUUAGUUUUUGAAUGAUCUCCCUUUAUUUAAUUUCAAAGUAAAUUUUUUGUCCGGAGCAAAUCUACUGAAGGGAUUUACUUGAAACUAGAAAUAUAAACAGAUGGCAACUAGGAGAAGUGCAUUGAACAUGAACUAUAACUCUAUCGGCCGUAGUUUUUGAAUUAUCUCCCUUUAUUUUAUUUCAUAGUAAAUUUGUAUCUGUUUUGUCCGGAGCAUAACUACAAAUGUUCUCAUACAAGCAAACUAUUUCGGCGGGGAUGGCCAUGUCAACAUGGCUCUUGUUUAUAUGGUAUGUAUUUAUUUUGUCAUUCCUUUAAAGGUCAACCUCUUGAACAAGAAUUUAAGCUAACUUUGUAUUGUCAAUUUGAAGUAAAAAUUGUUGAACAAAACAAGUUUGAUAAAAAAAUGUCUCGAUAUAUGUUAAAAGCUAUUUUUAGUCCCAUACCGGUGUAACCGGAGGGGACAUGGUUUGCGCUCUGUGUGUUGGUCAGUCACACUUUUCUGAAUCCUGCAAUAACUUAAAAAGUUCAUCAUAUUUUUUCACAAAACUUAAAACAUGGGCAGAUGGCAAUAUGGAGAUUUUUUAUGCACAUCAUUUAAUUUUGUUCAUACGUCAAGAAUUCUGGUUGCUAUGGCAACAAAUAGACUAGCUACCGCUAGGCGACUUUUAUUGCUUGGCAAUAGUUUUGUUGUAUAAUAGUUAUCUUUUUUAUGUUUUUUUUAUUGUUUCUCAGUGCAUACGACAGUUUUUAUAUCUAUUUUCUAUUUCUGCUCCACCCUUCGCCAUUGUUACUGCUGUACCCUUUGCCAGUAUUUAAAGCAGACUUUAAUGUUAUGCUCAACUUUUGGUCUUCAACACCUUGAAGCAAAUACAAACUACAAUGCAAUAUUUCAUUUGAAUGGUUAAGCUUGUAUUAAUCAAGAUUUUGAUGACUUGGAAAAUGACUGAACCAAGUCACAUUUUGUAAAAGUUGACUUAGUCCGCUUGUGUGCUCUAUGCAAUCUUUAUUGUUUGCCUAAUACUCAUUAAUCACAUUUACUGUUUUUGCAUACAUUUAGAGAAGAGUUCUUUAUGUCAUUGAUCGUUUUAGCAUCUGCUUCAAAUGUUUAGGAACAUGAGAGAAUUGAUUUGGAUAAUAUCAGGGGGAAAUGUUUAUUUCAGAGAUCUGGAUAAGUGGGGUAUUUCCUUGCUAGCUUUCUUAAUUUUGAUCAAAAUUCUAUGUUGUGGGUACUCAUUAGAACCGUCUCUAUGAGACAAUUCCAAUGAGUACCCACAACAUUGGACUUAGUGAAAAAUAACUGAUAUAGAAAGAAGUCAGAUUCUUGCCCUUAUCUAAACCUCUGUUCAUUUGGUGCACUGUUCAAUUUUUGUAAUGAAUGGCGGCCCUAACUUUGUUCUUAUGUUAGGUUGUCCAAACUGGAAGCAGCAGCAGAUAACAGUAUUAUUCCAAAGUCAGAAAUUGACAUUUCAUAUGCUGCUCAUUCCCUUUUUUCAGAAAUUUGCAGCUGAGGGCUUUAAAGGGAUCUCAUUAAAAGAAGCACAUCUUUAAGAAUAGUUGUUUCAUCACGGAAUUUGCGAAAAAACCUUGAGACAAAAUGAGAAAUUGUUUAUCAUGAGCAAAUUGUUCUUCUGUCUCAAUGUUAUAGAUGCUGUCUGCUGCAAAGGAUUCGAAAAGCACUUGAAUUAGGGGAAGAAAUAAUGCAAAUUCAAGAUAGUAUUUAAUUUGAUGUAUACUUUUCUUUUUGACAUCUGUUUGCAUUUGUAAUUUAAAACCAUUGUCUUUUAUUUUGAAUUUUACUGGUUUCAUACUUUUAUUUUCAUUUUGCAAGUUUAUAGUUCU
Dreissena polymorpha is the source of this 8396-nucleotide messenger RNA. RefSeq lists its product as uncharacterized. The transcript has 14 exons. Bases 746 to 3826 code for a protein of 1026 amino acids. The record is from RefSeq and is a predicted model, not a curated record. Lineage: Eukaryota; Metazoa; Mollusca; Bivalvia; Myida; Dreissenidae.